Messenger RNA from Lottia gigantea (owl limpet), 944 nucleotides. RefSeq lists its product as hypothetical. The transcript has 4 exons. Bases 369 to 944 code for a protein of 191 amino acids. NCBI's taxonomy places the organism in Eukaryota, Metazoa, Mollusca, Gastropoda, Lottiidae. The record is from RefSeq and is a predicted model, not a curated record.
AAGGUCAAGGUCAUGAGUUAUAAGCCUUCAAACUCUGAAAAAAAACAUCAGGUCGUAUAAAAAAGGCAAAACCGAAAUUCAAAAUUAUGCUUCCCAUUUUUUGUAGACAGACAUUAAACGUAUUGUAUGACACAAAAGAUACACAAAUCGAAUGAUAAAUGGCCUCUGAAUAGCAAUUUCUGGAAAAUGAGGCAAAUGAAAAUGGCGGCCUACAUGUUACUUCCGGUGCGAUUUUUUUCAGUUUAGUAAGUUUGUAUUUAGGCUGGUACUAUAGUGCAUAUGUUAUUUUGGACAUAACUCAAUUUCACCGGAAGUGAUACCACCGGAAGUACUAACAUCGAAACCGGAAGUGAUAAUAAAAAUUUUAAAUGUGUGCUUUAAUUCCACUAUGCUGGCAGUCUACAUCAUAUUGUGACAACAAAGAGGAAUCACAGCUACUCAAGUAUUUUAGGCAAGGUCUCUAUGAGGAUGUGCUUGGCAGUAAUUUCGGACGGAAAAUUUUAAAAGAAAACAGCUCUACUAAAGAUGAUUUGGUUUCUAUGGUGAAAUGUAAUAUUGAUAGUGUAUUAAGUUCUACAGAUAAUAAACAACAAGUAGAGUUUGAUGUUUUGUUGGUUGGAGCAGCCAGUUUACAAUUAUUUAUCCAGAAUAAUUGGUUAGGACCUGUUACAUCACAACCUCCUACAGAUUUUAUACAGAAUCAGUUUAUAGCUCAGUUAGAUGAGAAGUGUAUAGAAGACUUGAGUAUUGAUGGUGAAUCAGUAUAUCUGUUAACAAGAUAUUUACCAUACCUAUAUAUUUCAUAUAUUAUAUUGAACCAAUGUCAAGACAGCUUUACAUCUCUGAAGGUACAUAGUUUAAUUUAUGCCAUGAUUUACCAAUCAAAUCAAUCAAAAAAAAAGAUUGUCUUCAUUCAAGCGCUGGCACAAACAGUGUUUAAUUAA